AGAUUUGAAGGCAGACAACUGUAAAGCACGUUGUAGCAAGAAGACCAUUUUCUCCCUAAGAAUCGCCCCAUCAAGAACUCGCCAUGGUUGACACCGAGAUGCCCUUCUGGCCCACCAACUUCGGGAUCAGCUCCGUGGACCUCUCCGUGAUGGAUGAGCACUCGCACUCCUUCGACAUCAAGCCCUUCACCACGGUGGACUUCUCCAGCAUUUCCACACCCCACUACGAAGACCUUCCGUUCGCCAGAGCAGACCCCACAAUUGCCGACUACAAGUAUGACCUGAAGCUCCAGGAUUACCAAAGUGCCAUCAAAGUGGAGCCCGCGUCCCCACCAUACUACGCGGAGAAGACGCAGCUGUACAGUAAGUCUCACGAGGAGCCGUCCAACUCCCUCAUGGCCAUCGAGUGCCGCGUGUGUGGGGACAAGGCUUCCGGCUUCCACUACGGCGUCCACGCCUGUGAAGGGUGCAAGGGUUUCUUCCGGAGGACAAUCAGGUUGAAGCUUAUUUACGAUAGGUGUGACCUUAACUGUCGCAUCCACAAAAAGAGUCGAAAUAAAUGUCAGUACUGCCGAUUUCAGAAGUGCCUUGCCGUGGGGAUGUCACAUAACGCCAUCCGAUUUGGCCGGAUGCCACAGGCCGAGAAGGAGAAGCUGUUGGCGGAGAUCUCCAGCGAUAUCGACCAGCUGAACCCAGAAUCUGCUGACCUCCGUGCUCUGGCCAAACACUUGUAUGACUCAUAUAUAAAGUCCUUCCCGCUGACCAAGGCAAAGGCGAGAGCCAUCUUGACGGGCAAGACCACAGACAAAUCACCGUUUGUCAUCUACGACAUGAACUCCCUGAUGAUGGGGGAGGACAAGAUCAAGUUCAAGCACAUCACCCCGCUGCAGGAGCAGAGCAAGGAGGUGGCCAUCCGCAUCUUCCAGGGCUGCCAGUUCCGCUCGGUGGAGGCCGUGCAGGAGAUCACCGAGUAUGCCAAGAGCAUCCCCGGCUUCGUGAGCCUCGACCUCAACGACCAAGUGACUCUCCUCAAAUACGGGGUUCACGAGAUCAUUUACACCAUGCUGGCCUCCCUGAUGAAUAAAGACGGGGUGCUCAUCUCCGAGGGCCAAGGCUUCAUGACCCGGGAGUUUCUUAAGAGCCUGAGGAAACCCUUUGGGGACUUUAUGGAGCCCAAGUUCGAGUUCGCUGUGAAGUUCAACGCACUGGAAUUAGACGACAGCGACCUGGCGAUCUUCAUUGCCGUCAUCAUUCUCAGCGGAGACCGCCCGGGCUUGCUGAACGUGAAACCCAUCGAGGACAUUCAGGACAACCUGCUCCAGGCCUUGGAGCUCCAGCUGAAGCUGAACCACCCCGAGUCCUCUCAGCUCUUUGCCAAACUGCUGCAGAAAAUGACAGACCUCAGACAGAUUGUCACAGAGCACGUGCAGCUCUUACAGGUGAUCAAGAAAACCGAGACGGACAUGAGCCUCCACCCGCUCCUACAAGAGAUCUACAAGGACUUGUACUAGCGGAGAAGUCCCUGCCCACUGGCCUUUCCUGCUUCCGGUUGCACUAUUAUUUUGAGGGGAAAUCUGACACCUAAAAA
Molecule: messenger RNA, 1588 nt
Organism: Sorex fumeus (smoky shrew)
Lineage: Eukaryota; Metazoa; Chordata; Mammalia; Eulipotyphla; Soricidae
Gene: PPARG
Product: peroxisome proliferator activated receptor gamma
Exons: 7
Coding region: 84-1511 (475 amino acids)
Biological process (GO): regulation of lipid metabolic process; hormone-mediated signaling pathway; negative regulation of transcription by RNA polymerase II
Cellular component (GO): nucleus
Molecular function (GO): zinc ion binding; nuclear receptor activity; RNA polymerase II cis-regulatory region sequence-specific DNA binding
Source: RefSeq, a predicted model, not a curated record